This is a messenger RNA of Thermothelomyces thermophilus ATCC 42464, 2049 nucleotides long. RefSeq lists its product as uncharacterized. The coding region runs from base 198 to 1934 and encodes 578 amino acids. The transcript has 4 exons. Lineage: Eukaryota; Fungi; Ascomycota; Sordariomycetes; Sordariales; Chaetomiaceae. The record is from RefSeq and is a predicted model, not a curated record.
CAAAUUCACCAGUGACACCUCCGCCAACUCUCAUCAACCAUUUCGGCAUAUCGACAUCUCGAUCCAUCAACCCCGCGGCGCUCUCGACAUGGCGCUACCACAUGCUGCAGACACCUCCUGAACGGCCCCCUUCAAAAAAAAAAAAAAUAAAUCAGAUCAGCACUGGUGCGCGAUCGCCCAGAGCGCUUUCAUUCAAGAUGGGUCGCUUAGGGCCGAUGACAUCGCUGGGGCUGGGCCGGUCACCGUAUGACGAGGUGGUGCCUGGUGAAGGCCCCGAGGACCCACGCGCUCCUCGCCAGCAGUACGACGAGCGCGGUCGUCCCAUCAACCCGGAGACUAAGCGGAUCAACCGGGAUGUCAUCCGUUCGCACAACGAGGUGAUGAUGGUCAUCGGUGUUGCGGAACCCGAGAACAGUCUCGUCGACGCGCAGGCGGAGGCUGCCCGUGAACAGCAGCGUUAUGAAGACCGCGUCGGACGCACGCUGCUGCUGUAUGGCGGCGUGCUCAACACGGCGGCCAUCUGGGGCGUCAACGGCAUGAGGCAGCGCAUCUUGCUCUACAAACCCUACUCACAAACGACCUUCUACGGAAUGUUUAGAAUGGCCUGGAGCCGACAGUCUCUCGGCCCGUACUUGUUCGGCGGCUUGCCCUCCUUUCUGGUAAGCACGCUUCUGGAGCAGCUGCCAGCGCUUGGAGUAAUAAAGAAAACUCCUCUAACACGAUAUGCAACUGCAUAUAUUCGCCUCCACCUGGCCAUAUACGCCUUCUUCCAGCGGACAGGAGUUGUUCCGUUCAGAAAUUGGCUCCCCAACUGGCGGUUCUUUGUCCCAGGCUCCAGUCUAUCGCCCAUCUGUCUUCCACCAGCUCCCACCUCGUUUCGGCCGCGAGGUAUACUCCAAUGGCUCGGCGCCUUCGCUUUAGCCGCAGCGCCGUUCGCCGGGUUUUAUCUUUACACCAAGUUCUACACGAUCUUAACCCGAGCGCUGCGCUAUACCAUCCACCAGCGUCUCCCCCGGCCAUACAAUUCCAGCAAGCGUCGCCGGGACUGGGCACCCUUGAGCCGAGAAGAUCCAGAUUUCGAUUUCGUCGAGCAGCAAACUGACGAAAAUCCCCCCACGACCCCCCCUACCACUACCACCAACACAACCACAACAACUACUACUACUCCUACGACAACCGACCCCUCUCCCAGCGCCGUCCUUCGUCGGCAAAGCACCAUCUCCCUCCGCGGUGGCAGCGGUAGCAAUAACAAUAACAACAACAACAACAACAACAAUAACGCCGACCAGCCCGCGCCGGCACAAGACGACUUCGCCUCCGAAGACGAAGACACCGACAUCAUCAGCGCCACUCUCAUCAGCUUCGACGUCGAGGCGACGGACCCGACCAGCCCCGACGCCGGGCCCCACUCCUCCGGCUCUAAUGCGGCCAAUCACCACAACCACACCGGCGGCGACGCCACCCCGGGCGUCUGGUCCGCCGAGCUGCGGCCCAGCCUCGCCGACGGCAGCCGAUCGGGCGGGGCCGCCGGCUUGCCGGGGAGCCGGGGCGGCGGCCGCGACCCGCUCUACCGCGAGACGGUGCUCACCCGGCUGCCGGCCAUCCUCGCCACGGACGUGCUGGCCAUCACGCCGGCGCGGCUGGCGAUGCUCCCCUUCGCGGUCUCGGUCUGGCUGGGGCUGACGAGGCCGUACAUGGCCAGGAUGGGCAUGUCGCUCGACGGCGUGCUCGAGGGCGCCGGCCGGUGGUGGGGGCUGUCCUCGGCCAGGGGGCUGGUCAACAUGCUCGGGCUGGAGCUGCUGCUGGCCGUGAUGCAGGGCGAGGCGUGGGCGGUCAUCAUGCUGGCCGCCGAUCGGUACCGGAUCAGCGAGGAGGAGUGGAGGCGGCGGGUCGAGGCUCGGAGGGAGGAAAGGGAGAGGGAGGAGAGGAUCUAGGAAAUUGAGGAGGACGGGGUGUGGAGGAGGCUGCGGGUUGGAGAGUAAGGGGGGGCGGUGUGCUUAUGUUCCUGAGGCGUCGUCGCCAAGAUUCACCAAGCACGGCAUUUUAUAU